Molecule: messenger RNA, 522 nt
Organism: Diversispora eburnea
Lineage: Eukaryota; Fungi; Glomeromycota; Glomeromycetes; Diversisporales; Diversisporaceae
Source: the annotation of a GenBank genome assembly
AUGGAGUGGCAUCAGCGUCACGUUUGUAGUAAUAGUAUGGUUUGGCUUCGGCAUCACGUUUGUAGUAAUAGUAUGGCUUGGCUUCGGCAUCACGUUUGUAGUAGUAGUAUGGCUCGGCAUCACGUUUGUAGUAAUAGUAUGGUUUGGCUUCGGCAUCACGUUUGUAGUAGUAGUAUGGGGUGGCAUCAGCGUCACGUUUGUAGUAAUAGUAUGGCUCGGCAUCACGUUUGUAGUAAUAGUAUGGUUUGGCUUCAGCAUCACGUUUGUAGUAGUAGUAUGGGGUGGCAUCAGCAUCACGUUUGUAGUAAUAGUAUGGUUUGGCUUCGGCAUCACGUUUGUAGUAGUAGUAUGGUUUGGCUUCGGCAUCACGUUUGUAGUAGUAGUAUGGGUUUGGAGUGGCAUCAGCGUCACGUUUGUAGUAAUAGUAUGGUUUGGCUUCGGCAUCACGUUUGUAGUAGUAGUAUGGGUUUGGAGAGGCAUCAGCGUCACGUUUUUGUUCAUUGGGCUCUAAAUGAUUUUUAG